UUUUGCCAGCCAAUUAUUCCCUGUUUUCUGUCUGCUCAGCAAAGAGAAAGAGAUCCCGGCUGCCGUCUGUUCUUGCGCCUUUUUGCUGUUCAUGAAUGCCCUCCUCUGCAAUCAUGGCCCAAUUCGAUCUCUUUGACAUCGUCAUCCUCUCCGCCGUUCUCGUCGGCACCGUCGCCUUCUUCUCCAAAGGCACCUUCUGGGGCAAGAAGGCUUCCUCCUCCUUCGCCUCUGGCUCCCACGCAAACGGCAACUCCUCCUCCUCCUCCUCCACCACCCGCAGCAUAGUCGAGAAACUCGAAUCUAGCGACCGCCAGGUCGUCGUCUUCUACGGCUCCCAGACCGGCACCGCCGAGGACUACGCCUCGCGCCUGGCCAAAGAGGGCCACUCCAGAUUCGGCCUCAAGACCAUGGUCGCUGAUCUCGAAGAGUACGAUCUCGAAGACCUCGACACUUUUCCCUCCGAUAAGCUCGCGAUCUUCGUCAUGGCCACCUACGGCGAGGGCGAGCCGACCGACAACGCCGCGCCCUUUUAUGAAUUCAUCACCGACGAGUCGCCCGCGUUCUCAAACCCGGAAGACGAGAGCGCUCCGCUGGCAAACCUAAAGUACGUCGCGUUUGGCCUCGGCAACAACACCUACGAACACUACAACGCCGUCAUCAAGAUCCUCGACGAAAAGCUCUCGAAGCUGGGCGCGUUCCGAAUCGGCGACCUCGGUCUGGGUGACGACGGAGCGGGCACGCUCGAGGAAGAUUUUCUGUCGUGGAAGGAUAAGAUGUGGGAAGACGUCGGCAAGAUGAUUGGACUCGAAGAGCGCGAGGCCACGUAUGAGCCCGUGCUCAAUGUUGCCGAAAUCGAGGAUCUCUACGCUGAAGACGAGUCCGUGUACGUGGGCGAGUUCAACAAGCAGCACCUCGAGGGCGCCGUCGACGCCAAGACGCACUCCGCCAACAAUCCCUACAUCGCGCCCGUCACCGUCAGCCGCGAGAUCUUCAACUCGGCGAGCAGAAACUGCUUGCACAUCGAGGUCGAUCUGUCUGGCAGCAACCUCAAGUUCACGACCGGCGACCACAUCGCAGUAUGGCCGCAAAACUCAGAGAAGGAAGUCGACCGGUUCCUGACCGUGCUCGGGCUGAUCGACAAGCGCCAUACCGUCAUCGACGUCACCACAAUUGAUCCCACGGCCAAGGUCCCGUUCCCGACCCCGACGACCUACGACGCCGUCGUGCGCUACCAUCUCGAGAUCUGCGGCGUCGUCUCGCGCCAGUUUCUCAACACGCUCGCCGGGUUCGCGCCGUCGGACGAGGCAAAGGCCGAGCUGGCCAAGAUCGGCAGCAGCAAAGAGUUGUUUGCCGAAUACGUCACGCACAAACAUCUCAACAUUGCGCAGCUGCUCGAGAAGGUGUCGAACGGGCAGCCGUGGACGAACGUGCCGUUCUCGCUCGUGGUCGAGACAAUCAACCAUCUGCAGCCGCGCUACUACUCGAUCUCGUCGUCGUCCUACAUCGACAAGACAAAGCCUACAAUCACCGUCGUCGUCGAAUCGAUCGAGCACACCGACGGCUUGGACCCGUUCAAGGGCGUCGCCUCAAACUACCUGCUCGACCUCAAGUACAAGAUGGAAGGCGUCGAGACGACGUCCCCGUCGGCGGUCACCUACGCGAUCGAAGGCCCGCGCAAGAAAUUCACGGGAUUCAAGCUGCCCGUGCACAUCCGCCACUCGAACUUCAAGCUACCGAGCAACCCGGCUACGCCAAUCAUCAUGGUCGGCCCCGGCACCGGCGUGGCGCCGUUCCGGGCGUUCAUCCACGAGCGCGCGGCGCAGGCGGAAGCGGGCGUCGCAGUCGGCGAGAGCGUGCUGUUUUUCGGCAGCCGGAACCGUACCGAGGAUUUCCUGUACCGCGAAGAAUGGGAGGAGACGGCGAAGAAGAUGCCGUUCAAGCUGGUGACUGCGUUUAGUCGGGAGGGGCCCGAGAAGGUGUAUGUGCAGCACCGGCUGCUUGAGAGCGCGGAGCUGGUGAACAAGCUGCUGCUGCAGGGCGCGUAUUUCUACGUGUGCGGCGACGCGGCGCGGAUGGCGAAGGAUGUGAGCGCGGGGCUGGCGCAGAUUAUUUCGACGCAGCGGGGGAUCAGUUUGACGCAGGCGGAGGACAUUGUGAAGAGCAUGCGCUCGCAAAAUACGUACCAGGAGGAUGUGUGGUAGGGAGAUGGAGAGAAGGUAUAAAGAAGAGAGAGAGAAGCAUACGUUAAUCUGGAAAUGAUGAUUGCGGAUGAUAUGUCAUAGACAGCUAGGAACUCUGGUUGAAUUGCAUGUAAUAUUAGUAAUGCUUGAUUUAAUGUAGAAGUACAAGGCAAUGACAAUGACAGAUAGAAUGACAAAAGCAGUCU
Messenger RNA from Myxozyma melibiosi, 2386 nucleotides. Its product is annotated as NADPH-cytochrome P450 reductase. NCBI's taxonomy places the organism in Eukaryota, Fungi, Ascomycota, Lipomycetes, Lipomycetales, Lipomycetaceae. Gene Ontology annotation, cellular component: cytosol. The transcript has 2 exons. Gene Ontology annotation, molecular function: flavin adenine dinucleotide binding; FMN binding; NADPH-hemoprotein reductase activity. The record is from RefSeq and is a predicted model, not a curated record. The coding region runs from base 96 to 2201 and encodes 701 amino acids.